AUGGAAGGCCUAGAUUCGUCUACGCUGUCCGAGGUGACCGACGUAAAUGAUACCCCAGACGUGUCUGUGGGCUCCGAGGACCUCCACCGGCCGCUUGUGCUCAGGUUCUUCGACGGGUCCCGCUCGGCGGCGGAGGAGGAAUCGGAGGAAAGCGAGGAGGCCCAGCCGGCUGGUCAAGAGGAGCCCGGGUCAUCUGAGGGUUACGAGAUGUCGGAGGAGCUCCGGGAGUCUGAAGGGCGCGAGGUGUCGGAGGAACCCGGGUCAUCUGAGGGGCUCGAGGAACCCGGGUCGGAGGAACAGGGGACGUCUGAGGGGCGCGAGGUGUCGGAGGAGCACGGGUCAUCUGAGGGGCGCGAGGUGUCGGAGGAGCACGGGUCAUCUGAGGGGCGCGAGGUGUCGGAGGAGCAAGGGUCAUCUGAGGGGCGCGAGGUGUCGGAGGAGCACGGGUCAUCUGAGUGGCUCCAGGCGUCGGAGGAGCACGGGUCAUCUGAGUGGCUCCAGGCGUCGGAGGAGACCAGGACGUCUCAGGAACGCGGGGUGCCCACGGAGGAUGAGCAAGACGCGGUGUAUCUGGAGCCCUUAAAGCAAGACGAGCUAGAGGCGUAUGAAGAGCUUUAUGAGCCCUUCAAGGCGCUGAAGACUGGGCGGCUGGGCAAAGCCAAGUUCCUUCCAAUCCCGGUGACGGUGUCUCCGUCCCUGGUGGUCAGGCCUCAGCCUCCCGGUCUGCUGUCUUUGAGCGUUGGCAUUUGUUCCAGUUCUUUUACUAGGAAAAGAAUCCACAGUCUUGCUAAGCCUAAAAAACAAUGGGGAAUCCCAGAGAGAAAACUGCUCUGGGGAAAUCAAGAUCCGAUUCGCCCAAUUUCCCAGAGUGCUUUGAUGGCUCGGUUGUCCAAGAGACUCCAGUACCUUGCAAAUCCCAAGGAAACCUCCCGCCAUUAUAUACCUAACAGGUCUCUGCAUUUCUACAGCUGUGGACGAAACUCCGUCAUCUGGGAGAUACCUUCUGCAGCACUGUUCAGCCACCCCUCCAAAAGGUUGAAGAAGCUGGCACAGCCCAAGAAAUGCUUUGCACCCUCUCUCAGAAAUUGCAAGGUGGAGCAGGAGAGCGAUAGCCGCAGAGCGACUUCAGCAAAUAUCCCUUAUGCUUCUCCCCGGAUAUUACGCCUCUCUUUAGCUAAAGGCAUGGAUCCACACUACCUCCCUCCAAAAAAAAUUGGAACGAAGAUUCCCCUUUCGACUCUGAGUGCGGUGGCCACUCCAAGGAUGGUAGACCUUGCCCACCCAAGGAUCAAGAUAGAAGGCAUGUGCUACGAGACAGGGAAAAGUGAGGUGCCCGUCCGCCCGGUCUCCUUUGCGGCCACACAUGCUUCUGCUAGCCCUCGAUUAAUGACUCUGGCGAAGAAUAAGUCCGUCCAUCCAGAUUAUAUACCAGACCGGGAGGCCCAGUGGCCAAUAUCGUAUGCUGCUACCCAUUCCCAAGUGUCUCCCCGAGUUCAAGAACUCUCUAUUCCAAGUCCGAGGUCUCCUGUGCGCACUGCAGCGUUUGAACUGGAUGUCUUUAAAGUCAAGCCGGCUGCUAUGAAGGCAAAGUGCUCUGCAAGGAUCCUGGAGCUGGCACAACCUGUUCGCCGUUAGACACAGAAAGCUCUCCCACUGUUCACCCCCCACCCCCAGCUUUCAGCCCAGUUAUGCAUCUAGAACACACCGUAGGUGAAUGGGUGUCCGGCACUAUCGUUUUCAUCAGCCCCUCUCCACCCCCAGAAGAAUCAAACCAACUCCAGCCCUUCAGGGAAAACCGCUGUUACCAUCAAGUCUCAAUUGCCGCUGUAGGCUGUAAACGUGUCCUUUAGCAGGUUUG
Messenger RNA from Echinops telfairi (small Madagascar hedgehog), 1858 nucleotides. RefSeq names its product theg spermatid protein like (gene SPMAP2L). NCBI's taxonomy places the organism in Eukaryota, Metazoa, Chordata, Mammalia, Afrosoricida, Tenrecidae. The transcript is spliced from 8 exons. The coding region runs from base 1 to 1635 and encodes 544 amino acids. The record is from RefSeq and is a predicted model, not a curated record.